UUACGUUACUUCCAUGACACACCCCAUCAGGAACGUGACGUUGUCGCGCGUGAUCUCACGCAGGUGCAGAGGUAUAGUAGUGAUAGUGAAAGUGUUGUAUUCUGAUCCUUUCUUCCAGAUCGUUGUCUGGUCGCAAGAGAAGGAGGACCCUCUGGUAAAGGUGCUUUAUACUGUUGCGAUGUUUUGAAUGGUUUACUGAUCUCGUUGUCAUGGAGGUCGCUACACGCUGAGUGCGUGGUUCACGUGUGUCUGUUGAUGAUGGCAGAUUGGAAGAGACGCUGUCCCUGUGUCAGUGCUGUAUUGUUUUCCAUUUUCGGAUACUUAGUGUUGGUUUUUUGCGUUGAGUGUUCGUACUGGUUAGUAUCACACUCAUCUAUAAAAAGCCAAUAUGGCGCCCGCUCGGGUCAUAUAGUUGCUGGAGAUAUAAGUGUGUCGAUCGGAUUUUAUGAUGUCACUAUCAGACUGAAAGGUGGCGUUUCUGGUAAUAAAACCGAAACUGUUGACAUUCGUCAUACGUUCAAAUGGGAUGACGGUUACAUGAAGCACCAGCUAAAGGUAGCGUUACAGCAGGGACUCCCGUUUCCUGUACUAACAGUCCUGGAAUAUUUUAUCGAAGACUUCGGGUGGACUCCACGGUUCUGUAUGGCAGGAAGAUUUGUUGCUGCUCUGCUAUCGAUCAGCCUGGUUUUCUCUAUAGCCUUGCUAUUUCUGUGGUACUGUGGUGAAGUAGAAGGCCUACACGUAGGUGGAAGUCUGAGCUUCUCUGGCGUUCUGAUAAUUAGCUCAUCAGUAAUAUAUGACGUCAUGAUGCCCAAGAUGCCCUUAACCAUCCGUUUUCAGGAAGGAGUUCUAUCUUUUUCUUAUAGCUGGUCGUUUUUCUUAGCAUUUUCUGUUGGUUUUGUUUCGUCAGCACUCGGUAUAUUAAACAUGGCAGCUUCAAGAGAUAUUUAUAGGCCAGAAUAUUGCCACAUUCCCUGAUGCAUUCCCUUAAUGCAUUCCUGACCGUCACUAGAAUAUGCUGUACGAGACUUGCCAAUAUAAUUGUUUUCAUAAUUAACAUAAAAUGAAGUUAGACCAGAGUAUUGAAAAAAUCCAUACUAAAACAAUAGAUAUAAAAUAAUUUAUAAGUAUUUAAAAAGUAGGAUUUACUGUUUUAUACCUCUUGGAGCGUAAACACUUUUUUAAAGCCUAAUAACAAUAGAAGUUUUCGAUUUCAUAGUACUUAACAUACUUUUAACAUCUUACUGAUCAUAAUAUAACUGCAUGAUGAUGUAAUUUAUGGAAAUCUAUGUGUAUGUUCCUAAGUUCAAUAACAAUGAAUAAUCUUUCGUUUUUGGCAUUAAUUUCUGAUUCUUUUAAUUUAUCCAAAUCUGUGAAUUCAAGGAACGUUUUAAAACAUCAGUACAGCUAAUACAAAUAGCUGAAUAAUAAAUGAUUGUAUAACCCUAAUUACUGUACAUUUCAUGAACAACGUAUUUUGACUAAAUUUCGUGCCAAAGUGAUAUUUGUAAAUGGAUUUACAUUUUAGGACUGCAACAUAUAAACAAAUUCAUUUCAGUUAAUGUAUCCCUGUAGGUUUUUAUUAAA
Molecule: messenger RNA, 1587 nt
Organism: Limulus polyphemus (Atlantic horseshoe crab)
Lineage: Eukaryota; Metazoa; Arthropoda; Merostomata; Xiphosura; Limulidae
Product: dual oxidase maturation factor 1-like
Exons: 7
Coding region: 256-978 (240 amino acids)
Biological process (GO): protein transport
Cellular component (GO): endoplasmic reticulum membrane
Source: RefSeq, a predicted model, not a curated record